Messenger RNA from Sclerotinia sclerotiorum 1980 UF-70, 2043 nucleotides. Its product is annotated as CBS/PB1 domain-containing protein. Lineage: Eukaryota; Fungi; Ascomycota; Leotiomycetes; Helotiales; Sclerotiniaceae. The transcript is spliced from 3 exons. The coding region runs from base 1 to 2043 and encodes 680 amino acids. Gene Ontology annotation, molecular function: protein binding. The record is from RefSeq and is a predicted model, not a curated record.
AUGGCAUCCACUACUGGAACAAUGCGUGGGACACCAAGUCGCAGCGGUCAAGCCCGUGGUCAACUGCCUGUCUUUAGCAAUAGUCCUGCGUCGAAUAUCCCUCGACCCGCUCAAGAUUCUCAUGCGACGCAUGCAACGACUUCAACUACACAAAGUGAAGUUGGCGGAUCCAGUAUGAGUGCAAGCAGAGCAAAACAAUCCAAGAGGGAUGAGGCCAUCCGGCGGAAGAUCGAGACUGAUCUCAGUAAGAAGAGUAAGACGACAGGUCGUGCUCGACAGACAAGAAAAGCCCCGCCAGGAACGGUUCUCGCUCUUCGACCAAGUCAAGCACUCCAGAUAAAACCCAAUACCACUGUGGCAGAGGCUGCACAGUUGAUGGCAGCAAAGAGAGAAGAUUGUGUCUUAGUUACCGACGAUGACGACCGCAUUGCAGGCAUUUUCACUGCCAAAGAUUUGGCUUUCCGAGUUGUUGGAGCAGGAAUCAAGGCCGCCAAUAUCACAAUAGCUGAGAUUAUGACCAAGAACCCGCUCUGCGCCAGGACCGAUACAAGCGCUACCGAUGCCUUGGACUUGAUGGUUAGAAAGGGAUUUCGUCAUUUGCCAGUCAUGGACGAGAACCAAGAUAUUUCGGGUAUUCUUGAUAUCACAAAGUGCUUUUACGAUGCUAUGGAAAAGUUGGAGCGGGCUUAUAGUUCUUCGAGAAAACUUUACGAUGCUUUAGAAGGUGUUCAGUCGGAAUUGGGGUCCAGUCAACCGCAACAAAUUAUUCAAUAUGUGGAGGCACUCCGAUCCAAGAUGUCCGGGCCUACUUUAGAAUCCGUCCUUACUGGAAUUCCACCUACAACCGUCACUGUACGAACAUCCGUUAAGGAGGCCGCUGCUUUGAUGAAGGAAAAUCAUACCACGGCUGUUCUUGUUCAAGAUGGAGGAUCAAUUACUGGUAUUUUUACAAGUAAAGAUGUUGUUUUACGUGUUAUCGCACCAGGAUUGGACCCCUCCAACUGCUCUGUUGUACGUGUCAUGACCCCGCACCCGGAUUUUGCUCCUAUGGAUAUGAGUAUUCAAGCAGCGCUGAGAAAGAUGCAUGAUGGUCACUACUUGAAUUUGCCAGUCAUGAACGAUCAAGGCGAAAUCGUUGGAAUGGUUGAUGUUCUCAAACUUACAUACGCCACAUUGGAGCAAAUCAACACCAUGCAGACAGGUGAAAGCGAUAGCGGUCCAGCAUGGAAUAAGUUUUGGAUGUCUCUUGAGCAUGAAACUGAAUCAAUGGUGUCUGGCGAGGGAAGUCAUCAUCACACCACUGGUGGCCGAUCUUUAAUGUCCCCAGAUAUGUCACGAGGUCAUGAACGUCAAGUUGAUGCUAGCGUUGCCCCUAAUGAUUCCGCUUCUCACGUUGGUCUAGAUUCUCCACGCUCGCAAUUGAGUCGUCAUAAUGAUAUCCCCCCCGAGGAUGUUCCAUUUGCAUUCAAAUUCAAGGCUCCAAGCGGCCGCGUGCAUAGAAUUCAAGUCACAGCCAGUCAUGGCCUAGCUGAACUUAUUUCUGCUGUCGCAAACAAAUUGGGAGCGGAAGUUGAUGCUGUCGGAGGUGUAGCAAUAGUAGAGGACGGUAAACUUGGCUCGUCCGGAUUCGCUCUCAGUUAUCUUGACGAUGAGGGUGAUUCUAUAUCAAUCACAACCGACGAAGAUCUCCUGGAAGCAAUUGUUAUCGCCAGAAAUGGUCACCGGGAUAAAGUCGACUUGUUCGUUCAUGAUCCUGAGAAGCCACCAAUGGCUGCAACCUUAGAACCUCAGCCACCUGUCAUCCAAGUAACUACUCCACCAGGAUCAGCUACUAUCCGAAGACGUCGUGUGGUUGCCGAUGAUGAGGAAGAGAGUGAUGACGAACCUCGAGUCAAGUCGAAAUCACGAAAGGCAGCAGCUCCACAACCAGCUCCAGAGGUUAUUCAAGGGGUGCCAAAUGAGCUCUUAUUACCUGGAGCGAUUGUAACUCUUGCAGUUGUUAUUGUCGGAGUAUUUGCAUUGACUCGAAUCACGAGCCGUUAA